AUGGCCCUUAUUAGCCAUACUAAAAUAAAAAUAUUUAUGUUUUUAGUUAUAGUAUUUAUAAUAUUUCAGUUUCUAAAGUUUUUACCGUGGCUUCAAUUAACUAAAAAAUCUGUACCAGAUUACAAUUCAGGUUCAUCCCUUGUUGCACCAGUUUCAGUAACCGUAUUUUACGAAGCAUUAUGUCCUGAUUCUAAAAAUUUUAUUAUAAAACAUCUUUUACCGACUGUUAAUAGAGCAUCACGACUUUUAAAUGUGACCUUAGUACCUUACGGUAAAGCACAGACAGAAAUAAAUAAUGAUGGAAAUUUUUUAUUUUCUUGUCAACAUGGUCCAAUUGAAUGUGCAGCGAAUAAAAUUCAUGCUUGUUCAAUUUCAAAAAUCACAAAUCAAGUUUUACAAAUAAAAUAUGUUUCAUGUAUGAUAUCUGAUAAUAUAAUUCCUGAAUUAAUAGGAGAAAAAUGUGCCAAAGAAUUACUUAUAGAUUGGAAACCUAUAUCAGAUUGUUCUCAGUCAGAUUUAGGAAAUGUUCUUUUAAGUAAUUAUGGAAAACUGACACAUUCUUUACAUCCGAAAAUUGAUUUCAUACCAACAGUCUUAAUUAAUAAUGUGAGUUAA
This is a messenger RNA of Pediculus humanus corporis (human body louse), 615 nucleotides long. Its product is annotated as gamma-interferon-inducible lysosomal thiol reductase precursor, putative. The coding region runs from base 1 to 615 and encodes 204 amino acids. Lineage: Eukaryota; Metazoa; Arthropoda; Insecta; Psocodea; Pediculidae. The record is from RefSeq and is a predicted model, not a curated record. The transcript has 3 exons. Gene Ontology annotation, molecular function: oxidoreductase activity, acting on a sulfur group of donors, disulfide as acceptor.